AGAAUCUUAAUGGCACCACAAAUAAGUAGGCCAGGGAUCAAGUUGCUAAAUUAUUUAAUUUCUGAGCAUCAUGAAACAUUCAUUAACUUGGCUCAUAGUAACUUGACCCCAAAAUUCCAUCACUUGUUACACUACGCCAACGCUGUAGAGCACUUGGGACCUCUUAAACAAUAUUGGUGCAUGCGGUUUGAAGCAAAGCAUCGAUUGGCAAAAACUAUUGGCAAAAACUCGUACAAUUUCAAAAAUAUUUCCAAGACUAUUGCAAGGCGCAUAUCACUUAACAUUGCAUUUUCACUAUGUGAAGAAGUAGGCAGUGGAAUAAAUUACAAGUCCGGGUCAAGGACAAUGUUUAACGAUUUGAAGGUUGUGUUCGAUUUUCUAAACUCUCCAUCAAUCCAAACGACGAUGUACUUAUUGUUGACUCGCUCACAAUUAAUGGCACAAAAGUUAAAUCUGGAAAUUAUUUCAUUUUGAAUGACUCUGCUUCCGAGUUGCAAUUUUGGCAAAUUUGUUUGUGCUUAAUUUAUGACGAGAAGGCUCAUGUUGUUGGAAAGCUGGUAAAAUGUGAAGAAUAUUUUUUUAAUUCAUUUUUGUUUAAAAUAUCUGAUUUUGGGAAACCGAUUUUAAUUGACCCUAAAACCCUAGAGUUAGAAUAUCCAUUAUUGGUUGUCAACAACCUGGAUGACCCGCAUGGUGAUGGUUUAAUUUGUUGCCCAAUUGAAUUAGUUUAAAAGAAUUUUUUGUACAUAUGUAUAUAUAGUUAGGGAAAUCUAGCUCAGAGACUGAACAGCGAGCAGAGCGAGCACAAGUGGAGGAAACAAUGAAAAUAAUAGUUAUUGACAACAAUAUUAGCGUCAAUUCUCAAAAUUCUGAGAGUGUUGGAGAUUUGACAGUGGAUCAAGCGGAAGCAGUUGUUAUUUUGCAACCAUUAUUUGAUAUCAAGUCGAUUAUUUUAAAGUCUGACGAGGAGAAAGGUACAACAAAAGGCAAGCAAUUGUUAGAAGAAAUUGGAGAAACUAAUGUCAUCAAUUACCGCAUUAAGACCGUAAUUAAACGCCGCAUUGUUAAUUAUCUUGUCAAGCAGUACAGCUAUUAUCCAUCCAAGCACGAGAAACAAAACCUCGCAGAAUGUGUGGCAUCUCAGUUAUUUCAAAAUUUAUCAAAUCAGCAACAAAAGGAUAUUAUGAAUUUAUUUUAUAGUCCGUCGACAGUCAUCAUAUCAAAUUCGACAGGAUCAAGUGUCCGAAAAAGAAUUCCAGCAUCAGGACUAAUUGAAGAAAGGUUAAGGCAUUUACGGAAGAAGUACAGCGUUGGAUUGUCAAUAAAUGUCGUCAGCAGUAGCUCUGAAUCAUACGCUCCGUCAGAAGACGACGAAGGGAAAAAAUCUUGGCUGGCUUACUCAUCUAGUCCCCAGAGUCAGGUUUUAGAAUAUAUGGCGCAAACCUACCCUAUGAGGACGGCAGAGAUUCGGAAUACAAAGGAUAUUUCGGUAACCCUUUCGCAGUGGCCUCGUCUACUAGAAACUGUUGGAAUGAUUGAUCAAGAUUUCUCCUUUCGCCACCCAGAGAAAAAUGAGCUGAUGCUUCGAAACUGGACUCAAAUAGGUCAACAAAUUUGGCAAGCCGCUAAAAAUACAAAAUUAGACGUUACAAACGAGCUUGGAGUUGAACAGCAUAUCAAUAAUUGGACAACUGACCAAGUCAACAACGGCUCACUUAUUUUGCUACCGUAUUUAUUGUCGAAUUCUGCAUAUACUCGAAGUGGAAAGAAAAGGCGUAGAAUUACAGGAGGACAGUCUUCCUAUUUUUUCCUCCAGUUUGUAAAUGCAACUGAAGACUUGGAAGCAUUUCGAUUAUCGGAAUUGACCAGGAAGCAGCCAUUUGUUUUGUGCGUCGGAAAUUUGAAAACGUUGACCAUUCAGCAAGCAUACAUCAUGGUAGAACGACGACUCAUAGCUGCGGAAACUCUCGUCAAGGCGGUGGAUACAUGCUUCAAAAUAUUCCAUGUAUUACAAUUGCAAUUUCCUGAAGAAUGCUACGGCGUUUGGAGUUUUUUCGACCACUCAGUAUUCAAAAUCAACGAAAUUACAGCUCCUCCAUCUUGCGUUUUAUCACUUAGCUCUCAAAUAAUAUUUUAGAUAAUUUAUCUUAUGCUUUCAUGCGUUUAUAAUUAUCAGUAUUUUUCGUACGCUUAAUUAAUUACAUAUACAUAAAUAUUAAUUCUUAUGUGUGAAAAAUGUAAUGAAUAUUGUAAAUUAUGCUAAUGGUUUAAAUAAAGGUGUAAUAUUUAA
This is a messenger RNA of Folsomia candida, 2290 nucleotides long. RefSeq lists its product as uncharacterized. Lineage: Eukaryota; Metazoa; Arthropoda; Collembola; Entomobryomorpha; Isotomidae. The coding region runs from base 821 to 2137 and encodes 438 amino acids. The transcript is spliced from 9 exons. The record is from RefSeq and is a predicted model, not a curated record.